GGCGGCGGGCCGGCUGCGCGGGGCUGCGCGGGGCUGCGCGGGGCUGCGCGGGGCUGCGCGGGGCUGCGCGGGGCUGCGCCGGGCGCCGGGACGGGGGGGGGGCAUGCACCGGGCUGCGCGGGCAGCCCGGGAACCCCGCGCAACUUGCCGCCCCGCAGCCUGAAGAGUUGGGGCGGCCGUGGGGGUCUGCGCCCGGGGGGCUUUUCGUCCCCCUUGGGGACUCCCCCCGCCCCCACUCCAUUUCGGCCGCGGGGGGGAGGGGGCGUGUGCGCCCCCUUUCCUGGAGGCCUGGUUCUCUCCCGCCGGCGUCCGCCCCUGCCGAGAGGCGCAACUUGAGGGGAGCCCGGGCCAAAGUGAGCGCAAAGUUGCCGGGAUGGAGCUGCAGAGCCGGUCCGAGGCGCUCGCCGUGGAACUUGCGUGUCACCAGAACGGCGACCUCAAGAAGCAGCUCCAAGAGAGGCAGCCCCGGAUCGCUGCGCUCAGCGACAAACAGACUUUGGGAACCAUCACUGCAGUGCCUGUCACGGGUCCUCAGGUCAGCUCCUUGCAGAGGUUGGCCGGGCAAGGAGCAGCAGUGCUACCUCAGGUUAGGCCAAAGACACUGAUUCCAGACAGCCUCCCUGUCACCCCAGGCCGGGACCGGCCACCCAAGCAGCCCCCCACAUUCCAGAAGGCCACCGUGGUCAGUAUCAAGAACCCCAGCCCAGCCCUCCCCACUGCCAACAACACCGUGAGCCAUGUGCCAACGCCUGGCAGCCAGCCCCAGGCCCUCACCGAGCCAGCUGCCAUCACCUCUCCUCUGAGCAGUGCCGGGGUGGCCUACGCCAUCAUCUCCACCGCCCCCAGCAAUGCCGCCGCCGCCGCCAUCGCCCCCAGCACAGCCGUGUCCGUGGUUAGCGACAGCAUCAAAGUGCAGCCCCUCCUCAUCAGUGCCGACAAGGUCAUCAUCAUUCAGCCCCAAGCGCAGUCACAGCAUGAGAGCACAGCGGAGUCACGGCCACCCACAGAGGAGCCAUCUCAGGGAACGAAGGCCACCAAAAAGAAGAAGGAUGAGGGGUCUCCAAGCCAAGAGAACCCCGAGAAAAUUGCCUUCAUGGUGGCUCUAGGCCUGGUCACCACAGAACACUUGGAAGAAAUCCAGAGCAAGCGCCAGGAGCGAAAGAGGAGAAGCACAGCCAACCCUGCCUACAGUGGCCUCCUGGAGACAGAGAAGAAACGGCUGGCAUCCAACUAUCUCAACACCCCCUUGUUCCUCACAGCAAGAGCCAAUGAGGACCCCUGCUGGAAGAACGAGAUCACCCAAGAUGAGCACUGUGCUGCCUGCAAACGGGGAACCAACCUGCAGCCCUGCGGCACCUGCUCAGGGGCUUAUCACCUCAGCUGCCUGGACCCCCCUCUCAAGACUGCGCCCAGGGCUGGGUGGAUGUGCCCCAAGUGCCAGCAGAAGGCCUUAAAGAAAGACGAAGGUGUGCCCUGGACUGGGAUGCUGGCCAUUGUGCACUCCUACGUCACCCACAAAACAGUCAAAGAAGAGGAGAAGCAGAAGCUGCUGCAGAGAGGCAGCCAGCUGCAGACCGAGCACCAGCAGCUAGAGGAGCGGGGCCGGUGCCUGACCUCUGCAGUGAAGAAAUGUCUGGAACUUAAGACGAGCCUGCUGGCCCGACAGCGGGGCACCCAGUCAUCCCUGGACCGCCUGCGGGCCCUCCUGAGACUGAUACAGGGCGAGCGGAUGCUCCAGGUCACCAUGACGACCACCGGUCCCACCCCGCUGCUGGCUGGGCCCUGGACCAAGCCCUCCCCGGCCACCACCAUGCACUCUGCCCUCCAGCACCCCCAGGGGCACAACUGACUUGCUGUCUUCACACCCACAGAAAGUUCCUGGGACCCUGCUCACAAAACCGGAGGGUUCUGCUAGCCUUAAUUCAUAUACACUAUGAAUUUCAGAGAAAAGCAAAAACCAGAACCGUAGGGAGACAAACCUGAGCGAUGUUAGUCCCAGAGCCAGGGCCAGGUGGAGAUGGCAUCCAGCUCCACAGGCAGACGGGACACCCAGAAACAAGGGCGCACAUGCAUGGCCCUUGGCUCACAGGCACAGCUGUCCCCAGGCCUGGGGCUGUCCUGCCCACAGGAGAUGGGGUAGCAGAGGGGCAAGGAGACUUUCCUUCCUAGGGCUCCACUGAGGGCCUGGCCCCUCCAGAGUCCUUGGGAGGGCACAGAGACGUAACUGAGUAGUAGAGGUAGUGAGGACAAGAAGUGGGUAGGGAAUCUAGGUAGAACUCCAGUACCCCUUCCUCCUGGGAGCCCUGAGGCUCAUGUCAGGCCUUCCCAGAGCUCCGGCCCCGCCAGUCAGUGUUAGCAUCGAAAACCUGUAUUCACAGCUGCAUCACCAGAGAAACGUUGGGGGUGGCAGGGGUUGCGCUGUGGCGUUGGCUGCAAGGGCCUUGUCAUCCUCUCUUCGAAGCACCGGCCACACCCGCCACCACCCACCACCUUUCUCUCUCUCUCUUUCCAUCUCUCAGAUUCAUUUUGCCUCCCACGUAUUUUCCUCAUGGAGUUUUUUGGGGAAGGCGGAGUUGCACCUCCUGGAAGGGGAGGCAUCUGGCAGGUUUUCCAGUUGGGUUGAAAUAAUUGUUUAACUUCUGACUGAAGCCUUUUUUCUUUCCUCCCUUGGAAGAGCCAAUAAAGUAUUCCAGUUCUUUUUUUUUUUCCUUGCCAGGAUAGACACUAUGCCAAAAAAAAAAAAAAAAAGAACUUUACAUUUUUGUAUGGUGUUUUUAAUGUUAAAAUAUUUAAUGUGAAGGGGGACACUUGCUGACUUCUUUUUCUGCUGCAAGGGACGACAAGAAACCCCCCUGAGCCUGGGGGGGUAGCUGGGGGGGGAUCCAGAGGGGGGCUGUUGUUAAGAAUGAGGGGUAAGAGUGGAGGCUUUAGAGUCCCCCUUCCUGCUGUCCUUUGGUGACAGCUGAGCCCAUGCAGCUCGUUUUAAAGGGCUCCUGCGUCCCAAGGGGUCUGUGCCAGCCCCUCUCACUCACCAGCUUCUCUAUUCUCCAGAGGCUGUAGCACAACAGGAUAUGCAGCCGGGAGCCCGGGGAUCCCAACCGCAGCGGAUCACACGGUGCCGAAUUGUGCUGAGCAUGCGGGUGCGUGUGCCGCUGCAGCCCCCCGCCCCGCCCCGCCCCGCACACGCGCGCACACGCACGCAGGUGCGCCAAGACCAGUGCAGAGUGAGGGGGCGGCCCAAAUUCCAGCCUGCUGCGUCCCUCAUGUCAUUUUCACGACUCCGGGAGAAACUGUGCUGUAUGUACGAUACAGAUCUAUUUUAAUACACCUAACACUGGGUUGAACAAGAUUUUUUAUAUUCUUUUAUCGAUGAACAAAGUGAGCUGUGAGACACACGUCUUCUAUAUUGGUUACCCUAGAGGCCAGUUAUGCAUUACCGCGUGGCUUGCCAUGUACGCCUUCGGAUUCCUUCUGUUUUUCUUUCUUUCUUUUUUUUUAAUCUGUUGUCGUUAUUGGUGUGUUUUACCUUCUUGGAUGGAUCGAAGGAAAUGUUUUUAAACUGUGAUGGGAGGAGAUGAAAGGUUGGACCCAGGAGGGGUAGCUGCUGAUGCGUCUUGAGACUUAGUUUUUUGUUUUGUUUUGUUUGUUUAGUUUUCCCCGACCGAGGAGGAUCAUCGCGUGGAUAGUGAGGGUAGCGAAAGUGUUUGUCUUAAAUACACCCGUGUAGUUUUCCUUCUGUAUGAUGCAUUAAACGCGAUUGAGGAUUUCA
Erinaceus europaeus (western European hedgehog) is the source of this 3769-nucleotide messenger RNA. RefSeq names its product PHD finger protein 21B (gene PHF21B). NCBI's taxonomy places the organism in Eukaryota, Metazoa, Chordata, Mammalia, Eulipotyphla, Erinaceidae. Bases 374 to 1849 code for a protein of 491 amino acids. The record is from RefSeq and is a predicted model, not a curated record. The transcript has 13 exons.